AUGGGCUACGAUGGUAACCUGAGCAUGGACGCCAUACUAGGGGCUCUCAACACGCACGUAAAAGCCGAUCGGUGGUCCAACUGCACUGUCAGAAUGCUGAACAGUGGAAAUCUAAGCAUGCAAGAAACCCUGGAGGACCCGUUCCAAAACAGUCAAACGAAUUCUCCGUCAUUCUUUAUCCGCUGCCCGAACGGCUCGGUUUCAGACUACACUGAGCUCAUCGGAUUGAUUACCCAGAAUAUUCCAGCUGAUCCAAUCGCCGCAUUUCCUCAGGGAUUCACAGAAAAGGAUGAGUUCUCCGUUUCUAAUUUAACGAUAACAUUUGUACUGUGUGCUGUGUGUGUCGGCUCGUGGAUGCUGCUUUUAGUUUUAUUGUUGUUGCCGGCCAACAACCACAACAGUCGUAAGAAAAUGGUUUAUUUGGGUGUAGUUUAUUCCGCUAUAUUCCACACAGUUAUCCUCAGUAGGACCAUGAGCUCUAUUUUCGAACAGCAAUACGCAGAUAAUUGUCAGAACUCGCAAGUUUUCAGAGAUCAAAUGCUAAACUCUACGCUUUUCAAUGUCAUGUUGUUUUUCUCGACACUGAUUUCCAACUUAAAUUGGCUGGAUAUCGUUUACUAUAUGUUCCACAAUUAUCGCAAGACUCAGCAUCCUUGGAUUCCAAAAUUUCUGAAUAACAAAAAUCGACAAAUCACGAUUAUUGGGCUGUUGCUCACUAGCACGCAGGCGCUACUAGUGGGGUUGAAGCUUUGGGUGGCUCAUCCAAGUGACGCCAUCAGUAUUGCUAUGCGAGUAUUUGACAUUAUAAUCUAUAUCUUAUUUGCGAUUUGUUCGGCACUGUACGCUAGCCGUAACUUAAGGCUUAGCCUCGCUCCCAAAUCUUUGGAACCAAAGGCCUCGUGGAACGCAAUGCUUUCAAGGUCUUGGAAAAAUUAUCACGAAUCUGUUCUCCUCCUGGCUUAUAAUGCGUCUGUGAUGGCACUGCUGAUUGCACUGACGUUGUAUGUGAUGGUUCCGCCCCAUCAGAUUAACCUCUGGAUGGGAAAUGUAUUCACGUUCUUGAAGGUUCUUGUUACCGUUAAUACUUGGGGCUUAAUUGGAGUUUUGGAGAGACUAGAAAGGACUUUCAGUAAGGAGACUGUGUUAGGGAGAAAGAUCAACAAUAAAGAUAGGUUUUUCGUGGAUCCCAAAAUCAAUUAUGGAAAUGAAGAUAACUUUACAACAGGAGAAGACAUUUAUACGGCCAAGGAUGCUCUUGACCCCCACUUAGACUGCAAGUCUGUUUCUCGACGGGGGCUCGAUAUCAUUGCGAAACCAGUAGUGGCGUUGAAGUCCAAGCUGCGUGGUGACGGGGCCAACGGCCAUAUUAUGAUCGUGCCUGAUGGCGAUCGAGAUGUCAAUACACGUAACUCCGGAAGUAUAGCGCACGAGAUCGAUGGUCAAGAAUGGAACUACGAUGAAGACGAUGGUAACGGAUCAGUCGAAACUUUACUCACUAGAAAUUACAUAUUCAAUCACAACGAGGAUUGA
Lachancea dasiensis is the source of this 1530-nucleotide messenger RNA. Lineage: Eukaryota; Fungi; Ascomycota; Saccharomycetes; Saccharomycetales; Saccharomycetaceae. The record is from the annotation of a GenBank genome assembly.